Molecule: messenger RNA, 6759 nt
Organism: Amphiprion ocellaris (clown anemonefish)
Lineage: Eukaryota; Metazoa; Chordata; Actinopteri; Pomacentridae
Gene: fnbp1b
Product: formin-binding protein 1
Exons: 18
Coding region: 375-2333 (652 amino acids)
Biological process (GO): signal transduction; endocytosis
Molecular function (GO): protein binding
Source: RefSeq, a predicted model, not a curated record
AGGAGAUAGUGAGCCAGCAGAGAUAUUGGUAGAAGCUUUAUUGGUGGACACCCUGCAGUGACACCCCCCCCACAGAGCUUUUUUUUCUUGUGGUUAAGUGUGUCGUGCACGCGCAGGAGCAGCUGUCAUUGGGUCGAGGCGCGUGCCCGCACGCUGCAUAUAGCGAGACUAUCCUGUUUGAAGAUUAUGCUGCAGCUCCUGGCCAUCUUGUAUCAGACAGGAUGAGACUCUGAAAAAAAAACCCGACGAGCUACAGGAGCGUCUUUUUUUGACAGGCGAAGACACACAAAGGCAAAAAAAGCCUCGUCUGCUGCCGCUGUGUGUGCUGAGAACAUACGGGUUGUGGAUUAUUCCGAGGACAUCGUACUGAAACCAUGAGCUGGGGGUCAGAGCUAUGGGAUCAGUUUGACAACUUGGAGAAGCAUACACAGUGGGGGAUCGAGUUUGUGGAGAAGUACACCAAAUUUGUCAAGGAGAGAUCAGAGAUUGAAACCAACUAUGCAAAACAAAUUAGGAAUUUAUCAAAGAAAUAUCAGCCCAAGAAGAACUCACGAGAAGAGGAGGAGAGCAAGUACACCUUCUGUAAAGCCUUCCUGACGACGCUUAAUGAGUUAAAUGAUUACGCAGGUCAACACGAGGUUAUAGCGGAGAACUUAACGUCUCAAAUCAUCGGCGAGCUUACACGCUACCUGACAGAACUCAAGGCUGAGAGGAAAUCGCACUUCCAUGAUGGGCGCAAGGCACAGCAGCACAUUGAGAGCUCGUGGAAACAGCUGGAAUCGUGUAAAAGAAGGUUUGAGAGGGACUGCAAAGAAGCAGACAGAGCACAGCAAUACUUUGAGAAGAUGGACGCUGACAUUAACGUGACUAAGGCUGACGUGGAAAAGCGAAGUUCCCAUAAGGCACGGCAGCAAGCUCAGAUGAGGCACCAGAUGGCUGCUGACAGUAAGGGCGAUUACUCCUCCUACCUGCAAAAGUUCAACCAGGAGCAGAAUGAACAUUACUACACAGUUAUUCCCAACAUAUUCCAGAAACUUCAGGACAUGGAGGAGAGAAGAAUUGAGAGGAUAGGAGUGUGCAUGAAGACAUUUUCAGACGUGGACCGUCAAGUGUUGCCCAUUGUUGGGAAGUGUUUAGACGGAAUGACAAAAGCUGCUGAGUCCAUCGAGCCCAAGACCGACUCGAAGCAGGUGGUGGAGUCCUAUAAGUCCGGGUUUGAGCCCCCGGGAGAUGUGGAGUUCGAGGACUAUGGCCAAACCAUGAAGAGAACGGCGUCUGACACCAGCCUGUCCAACUCCAGAGAGGGCAAAGAGAAGCCUGCUGGCAAGAGCAAGGGCAAACUGUGGCCUUUCAUUAAGAACAAGAACAAGCUUAUGUCCCUGUUAACGUCCCCCCACCAGCCCCCACCUGCCCCCCCAGCCUCAUCCCCGCCCUCACCCUCUGCUGUUCCCAACGACCCCCAGUCUCCCAAGCAGCACAAGGAGCCCCUCUCCCACCGCCUCAACGACUUCAUGACCUCCAAACCCAAAAUGCACUGCCUCCGGAGCCUGAGGCGAGGGCUUUCUCUCAAGCUGAUCACACUCAAUUCCCAAGUCCGGAAUCUCAUUGAGGGUUCUGGACCAGAGGACUUCAGUCACCUACCACCAGAGCAGAGGAGGAAGAAGCUGCAGGGCAAGCUUGAUGAACUGAAUAAAGACAUUCAAAAGGAGAUGGACCAGAGGGACGCUCUUACUAAGAUGAAAGAUGUGUAUGUGAAGAACCCUCAGAUGGGAGACCCAGCCAGCGUAGACCCCCGGCUAUCAGAAAUAGGCCAGAACAUCGAGAAGCUCCAGUUUGAAGUUCAGAAAUUUGAGGGCUGGUUAGCAGAAGUAGAGGAGAGGAUGCCAUCUAAGAGUGAUUCACACCGGAGAAGUGGACUCUAUGAGACCCAGAACAACACAACAGUGAGCAACAACUGUGCACAGGACAGAGAGAGCCCGGAUGGCAGCUACACAGAGGAGCAGAAUUCAGAGACUCAGGUCAAAGCCAACCCCAACCCCAACCCAAACCCCAACCCCAACCCCACCUCCAGCACGCCGGAGUUUGAUGAUGAGUUUGACGACGAGGAGACCCUGCCCACCAUCGGCACCUGCAAAGCCUUGUACCCCUUUGAAGGUCACAACGAGGGCACUAUCUCCGUGGCCGAGGGCGAGCUGUUGUACGUCAUAGAGGAAGACAAAGGAGACGGCUGGACACGAGUGCGAAGGAACGAGGAUGAGGAGGGAUACGUCCCCACAUCCUACGUUGAGGUCUUUUUGGAAACAAAUGCCAAAGGUGCUAUGACAUACAUUUAACUCGGCAAGUUUAUGCUCUGACAGUUUUAUGUUACUGUGAGUCAGUAAGUUUCCAUUCACGUGCUAAACGAGCAGCGCAAGUUACAGAGAUUAAAGAUUGUUACUGGUAGCUCAGACACACACAUUUCCUGUCACUCCAGAAGGAAGGACCAAUCAGAUUUGUCCAUUGUGCCUCAUGACAGUUGGAACAGUUGUUGGCAGAUUAAGACUACUCUCGAGCUUUGAACGAAACAUUUGGUGAUAAGAAAUUACACUGAAUGUGAGCUGAGCCUGUCAGAAGUUGCAUAUAUGAAAUGUGUGAAAGAAGCUGUAAUUGCUCACCUCAUGUUCACUGUAGUGCCACCUAGUGGUCAUACGAAAUUAGACAUUACGCCCUCAGUCAAAGCUCAGCAUCAUGGGACAAAUCAGCUGCUGGCAAUGAUCAUCUGUACCUGACUUUCUUUUAAAUUAUUUUUUAGUUAAGAUUUUUAAAAUGACAGAUUACCAUAUUCAACUCUAAAAAAAUUUAAUCAAGAGUUUUAUCCACGUCUUUGGUUAAAUAUUUGAAUCGUUGAGGUGAUAAAUCCAGUGAAUGUAUGCCCCAUCCGAAGUGACAACGAGCAUCAAGUGAAAGUAAAUCAUUGCGCAACUUGUUGUGUUGUGGUCACUUGUUGUACCCAAAAGGAACGCAUGCUCGAUGUGCAAUCAUGUAAUUUAAACCUGCUGUAAAAUAUGGAUACAUAUCAAGAGAUAUUUUUGUAGGAAAUAAAAGAAAGAUUGUGGCCCUGCCCCUCAAGUGUUGCAUGCUGUACAUUGAUUAUAGUGCUGUUACAACGAGUUAUUAUUCUCCCCUGUAAGGGUGAAUUUUAUAAAAUUCUUAAUCAAAUUAGUGACAGAAUUAGCCCCCCGUUGAAAUGAUGUUUUUUCCUUUUUAAUUUACUUUUGAUAAUGAUAGUGUUGGGCUGUUGUGGUCCUUUUUUCCAGGCCAGUGGUAAAGACACGAGGGACUGAGAAUUAGCAGUAUUAAGCUGUAUAUGGUGAGGCUGGGCUGAGAUAUGGAGCUGGUCAUGGCUUUAAAGCUUUGUGGUUUCUUGCAUGGGUCUUUGAGCAGCACCUGUGUGAAUGUUCACGGUAAACGCAUGGUGUGUUUGGCCUGUAUGUCGUUUCACUUAUUCUGUGCUCCCUUUCAAGAUUUGACGUCGUCUCUGAAAUCAUCUCUUUCAUAAAUCAUUAACUUUCUUUCAUAGUUUUAAUCAGCUUUGAUGGUGUGUUAGCGGCACAGCAUGGGGUUCUUAUCUGCAGGGUUUCAGUUUACACCUCCUGUAAUUUUUACCGAAAAGCAUUUCACAUGAGGCGCAUGCUGCAGCGUUUGUGGGUGUUUUGUCGUGACAGGAUUUCAGCAUGUUGUGACAAAGUACACAGGCUGCAUUUAGAUGAAAAUUGAAGUGGAACAAGCUGAAAGAUUCUUUGUCAAACAUCUUUCAAUCACACUUGAUGUGCAGAUUACAUUCAUCCCGACAGUGUUGUCAGUUUAAAGUAGUUUCAUGCAGGCAAUGACCUCCUCUCCAUAUCUGAAUAUUUGGAUUGCUAUCUUGUCCUUGAUUUUCCUUUAAAGCUAACUUUUCUUUUUGUCAUUUUUUUUUUUGUUUGUUUGUAUUUCCUUUUUUUGAAUUGCAGAUUCCUAAAAGUGUGAGGCUGGCUGAGGAAUGGCAGGGCAAGCAGCCUCGGAGAAACCACCAUGUUCCUCACACGCUCACAGAAUCAGAGAAAAGUGAAAGAUGACCUGAAUCUAAAAGUGAGAGAGAGAGACGGCCGAUUAGAACGCAGCUGAAUUUUCCAAACACAAAAAAACACAGCUUAUCGGCAGUGUUGCGCUUCAUCUGCAGAACUCUGCGAUGCGAAGCGACGAUAAGAGAAAUCCAUCCAAAUUCUAGCGCUCAUUACUUUUUCCAUUCUUAACACCCAUUCAGCAGUCGCAGUAUACGAUUUGCUUCAUGUUGUUUUUCAGCAACGCUUCGCUUCUUAAUGUAACUAACUCCGCUUGCACCACACGUGGUCAUGAACGAGGCUGUCGGCUUCCUCAGCGUCCCCGUCCCCCACCCUCCUUGGCUCUCUCUUUUCCCUUACCUUUGCCCCGUGACACACACACACACACACACACACACACACACACACACACACACACACACACACAAACAUAUGGCAGAGGGUGUGGUCAGAGACAGGACGGAGACCAGCAGGAGCCCACGGACGAAACACCCGCUGGAUGAAGCCACGUGAGGGUCAUGAAAUUCACUCGCUCGCUCAUUUACUCGAGAGAUGAAUCAUCCACUUUUGAGGCCGUGAGGACCUCAUUUUCACCCUUUUCUCACUAAAAUCAGCUCCGUAUUUGCAGGUUUCAGCCAACUGGAAACAGGAAGUGAAGGUGCUAAUCAUCUGUGUUCAGCUUCUGCCUUGUUUGAACUCAAUGAAUCUUGUGUGUUAUAAUAAAGUCCACUUUUCUCCCCACCGUAAUCACUCCCACAUCCACAUCCACAUCCAGGACCGGCUGGAGGGGAAAAAGCGAUGGAUGAUGGAGGAGUCUGAAUCAUCCACUAUCACUCAUGCAACAAAUUCCUGUCAUGUCACUGGUGUCUUGUUCCUCUCUCUGACCACACCCCCUCCUCACCUCCUCGGCCCUUCCCUCCUCAGGCGGCACAGGCUAUCCCUUGGCUGCUCUGAGCCCCUUCCUUUUUGUUUUUUUGUUGGUUUUUUUUUGCAACAGCUCGGGGCGGGGGUCUCUCAGCGUUGUGGUGUGCUGCAUGCUUGCCCUGUCUUCCUCCUCGCCCCUCUGCUGGCGGCUCGGAGGAGGCGGUGGGGGUGUUAAGUCAGCUUACGCCUCCUGCCUCCAGCCUUCCUGUUCAGUUAACCCUCAUUGCCUGGUCAUACUGUUUGAAUUAACCUGAAUGCUACUGUUUGGGUUCGGUGCCUGUGGUUCUUUUUUAAAAUUUUUUUUUAAUUAAUUUAAAUCUCUUUUCUGUUGUUGGUUCAGAAAGCAUGUUUCCCUGUUUUUAACAGCAAGUGUGAUCUCCUCCUCCCAGUGUUCCCAACAUAAUCACAAAACAGUAAAAGGACAAUAGGGACCCGAAAUGUUGUUUUUCUGAAUGAUCUUCUGCAUAGAUAGGUCGUGGAUGUCUUGUGCAUUUGUUUUACUGUAAGUACAGUAUGUAUGUGAGAAAAAAAUGUUAGUUUGGUAUGUUUUGAUCAGAGUGUCUAACGCAAGUUGUUGUUAGUUUACAGUUAUUCCUUGUGGAAAUGUCUCCACUCGGUCCAAGCAACCCAAAAAUAUGAGGAUAUGAUUUACACCUGAUGUUUUUUGUUUUUUGUUUUUUUUUUCAAUAGUCCACCUACUAUCUACUGUAUAUGAAAAUAUACUGUGAUCCACAUAUUUCCUGUGAGUUGAAAUGUGACAACAUGCAGACCAUCACCUGUUCUGGGCCUUAACCGGGUUUCUGUUCUCACUGAGAGAGAGAAUGAUGCUGGUGUUAGCUGUGGUAAAGUGGGAGGAUUAAGAUGUGAUUAUCUCGGAGGGGGGGCACAUUUUAAGUUUUCAUAAUCAAGAAACUGUCAGUCUAGAGAAAUUAUGUCCACUGAUUUCCCCCCUGCUCAACGGCACAUAAUGAUUUAACAUUUUUAUUUUAUAUUUGAUGAUGUUGAGUGAAGAUUCUUUUUUCUUUUUUUUAAGCUGGAAAGUUCUGUUGUUGCUUAUUCUACCUGAAUAGGACUAAAAUCCCGUAACUGCAAUCAUGAGUAACAUUUACACUGUUGUGUGUUUUGGAUGAAGCCAUUGAAUAUUCAUCUAACGCAGAAUUUUACGAACACUUCCCACAUGGAGGGACGAUGUGUGCCAUGAUCAUUUGGACUCUUGAUGGAAGGAAUGAUCGAAUCCCUGCUGAAGUUUUAAAGUAACGCUUUCCCCCCCUCUCAUCGCUUCACAUUGCCAAGAUGUCGAACAGGCCGCUUUUUUUUUGUUAAAUUGUUUCUGAGUGAUGAAUGACAAGAUAAAUCCGAUGAGGCAGAGAUCACCGCUUCAAUAGCAGCAGUAGCUUUACGGUAGCCAUCUGCCUGCCAGUGCUCUGAAAUGAGAAAACCACAAACCUUUUAGUCGAUGCCCCAGAAUAACCUGCCUGUACAGUGGAAAUGAAACGGUGUGUCGGAAUUAGAGAGAAUAUAUAUGAAUAUAUAAAUAAAGUUUAAAAAGGAAAACAUCUAUUUUAACUAUUGAGAGUCUUACCAUUACUUUAUCUGCUUUGCAAAGUAAGACUUCUUUUCCUUUGUAAGGUCUACCAAAUGGUGUGUUUUGCACUUUUUCGUUUGUGUUCCAUUUGGUAGCCCAUGCUUGUGUUUUGGAGCACUCAAUACUUUGUAUUGUGUUUACUGUGCCAAUUAAAUAUGCCUGGAAAGUAAA